GCCCCACACAGUCCCACGACUCCCACCCCUUAUUGCACUUCUUUUGUCUCCACUUAUAUAAUGUAAUAACACAAGAAAGGAGAAGAAUAAGGGCACCUCUCCCCCCUCUGCCCCAAACCUCCCCUGCCAUGGAAAAACCUCAUAUCACUUUCAAUUGUGCUUCCAAUUUAGCAGAAUCCGAGGAUCAAAAGAAGGGAAAGGUAGAGGGAGAAAUCAAAGACAGCGAAAAUGACGGGAAGCAUCCGAUGUAUCGGGGAGUCCGGAGACGUCAGUGGGGGAAAUGGGUGUCUGAGAUUAGAGAACCAAGGAAGAAAUCAAGAAUUUGGCUCGGAACAUUUCCUACGGCUGAAAUGGCGGCUCGAGCUCACGACGUAGCGGCUCUGGCUAUCAAGGGUCGUUCGGCUUACCUCAAUUUCCCGGAACUAGCUCAGGAGCUUCCACGUCCGGCUAGCGUCUCUAGGAAGGAUAUCCAAGCCGCCGCCACCAAAGCCGCCUCGCUGAAUUUCAAGAUAAGCCUUGAAGCCGAAGCUGAAGCCGAGCUGAUCAUGGCUCCUCAGUCCCCUGCCUCUACUACUGCUUCUGAUCAUGAUCAUGAUCAUGACACACAAGAAUUGUUAAGCUCAAAUGACGAUGCAUUCAUCGACUUGCCGGAUCUCUUCAGUGAACAAAUUAAGGUCUUUUGGGGCGCACAGCCAUGGCAAUUAGCAGAAGCCGAGCUGGAUUAUGCAGAAUCUCAGUACUAUCACUAUUAGAAAAGCUGGCUCAUAAUAUAAUACCUUAAUUAGUUUUUUUUUUUUCUGUAUAUUUGGACCAAAUAAAUGAGUGUGGGUAUUGAUUUAGGCCAAGGGUGUGUGGUUAUACCAUUUCUCACCCCAACUUGCACCUUGUGGAAGUAACAAGGGUGUAUCCAACCUACCAUCUAUAGUGAUAAGGACAUAAUGUCAAUGUAUAUGUAUAUGUAUAUGUAUAUGUAUACGUGUAUGUAUAUGUGUAUGUAUACGUGUAUGUAUAUGUGUAUGCUACAAGAACCUGUUAGAAUCAUAUGGUUUAUAGUCUAUUUAAGAAUCAUUGUUUAAUAAUGAGCAAUAUAGCUAUAUGUAUAUAUAGCUAAAAAUUGUAUUUUUUUGGACCCA
Tripterygium wilfordii is the source of this 1133-nucleotide messenger RNA. Its product is annotated as ethylene-responsive transcription factor ERF039. Lineage: Eukaryota; Viridiplantae; Streptophyta; Magnoliopsida; Celastrales; Celastraceae. The record is from RefSeq and is a predicted model, not a curated record. Gene Ontology annotation, molecular function: DNA-binding transcription factor activity; DNA binding. Gene Ontology annotation, biological process: regulation of DNA-templated transcription. The coding region runs from base 129 to 752 and encodes 207 amino acids. The transcript has a single exon.